CCGUGCAAAAGAUGGUAUUUUUAUAUUACUCUUUUUUCCUUUUUUUAAAUUAAAUCUUCAAAUCGGCCUUUCAAUUCCUUUUCUCUGAGGUUGAGGAUUUUUCUCGAACGCGUUUCGAUCUUAUCUGAAUUAACAAUGGCUAGUCUUUAUAGAGGGGCAUCGAGGAAGGACAAGCCGAGGGGACGUCACCAUGGAUUAAGCCAACAGAAGAGGCAAGAGAUUAGGGAAGCCUUUGAGCUAUUUGACACUGAUGGCUCAGGUACCAUUGAUGCCAAAGAGCUGAAUGUUGCCAUGAGGGCUCUUGGUUUCGAAAUGACAGAAGAGCAAAUCAAUCAAAUGAUUGCUGAUGUGGACAAGGAUGGCAGUGGUGCCAUUGAUUUUGAUGAAUUUGUGUACAUGAUGACUGCCAAGAUUGGGGAGAGGGACACUAAAGAAGAGCUUAUGAAAGCAUUCCAAAUCAUUGAUCAAGAUAACAAUGGAAAGAUAUCUGCCCAAGACAUUAAACGCAUUGCAAAGGAGCUUGGUGAACACUUCUCCGACAAAGAGAUUCAAGACAUGAUUGAAGAAGCAGAUCGAGAUCGUGAUGGUGAGGUAAGUAGCGAUGAGUUCAUGAGGAUAAUGAAGAGAACUACUUACGGCUAUUAGAAGUUCCACUUACUGCUGAAGGGGGAGAUUAAUUGCAGUCAUGCUGUAGCUGCAGAAUAGUUGUACAAAUAAACCAAAAAAAAAAAAAUGUUUUGCAUGAUCUAUGUACUGGAUUGAAUGUUUAACCAUAACUUUUAAACAUGUAGCUGAUCUCUAUUAUAUUAAGUAAUUUGAAUUAGUAUUUUGUUGGCUUUAUUUGGCCAGUGAUGAUUAUAUGAUAUUCUAUCUCAGUAUCUAAUCUGA
Messenger RNA from Durio zibethinus, 888 nucleotides. RefSeq names its product caltractin-like. Lineage: Eukaryota; Viridiplantae; Streptophyta; Magnoliopsida; Malvales; Malvaceae. Gene Ontology annotation, molecular function: calcium ion binding. The record is from RefSeq and is a predicted model, not a curated record.